GAAACUUAUUUCUCACGAUUGAAUGAUAUUAUUCAAUUGUCAUGAGUGUGUGUGUGUGUAUUCAAAAAUGUUUCCUUCAAAAAAUAAUGCAACUCUUGUAUGUUCUAAAAGUGAAUAUGGUAAAAUUUUUAUGUUUGAGGCAACUCUCCAUCUAGCUGAGCAAGGCAACAAAGUAUUUUACAUUUCGCCAGAACCGUUGAAAUCAUUUCCAGCAACUUAUCAUGAUAGAAAUAUAACUCCAGUGAUCUUCAACAUGAUUAAAUUCCUAUAUCUUUCAAAUUAUGAGGUGUUAAUAAAACAAUUAGCAGAACUUCACACAUUUGCAAGUCUCCCAUCAGUUCUUGUGAUUGAAGAUCUAAAUCAUUACAUUACAGACACUACCAUCAAGGAACAUAAAGAUGUGCACAUUGCUAGACUAUGUGCACUUAUUCAAGACACUUUGAACACUUGUAUGAGAGCUAAAAAUAGUUCAAUACAAUUUUGUACCUCCACCAACUUGGACACAUUCGAUAUUCCAUAUUUUUCUUAUUUCAAUCGAGUUUGGUUAGUAAACGAUAAAAAGGAACAUAAUCAAGUUCUUAUUGAGCUAAGUAGCAUUCGUUUAGCUUUAAAUAAUCUAGAUAACUGUGAUGAAAGAAGAAAAAUAUUUAGAUAUCGUUUUUUCGAAGACAGAACAUUAAUUCUUGAUAAAAUUGUUGAAAAAUGAUGAUUAAAUUAAGGUUAUAAUGAUCAUAAACUUCAUUAACUGAACUU
Chelonus insularis is the source of this 753-nucleotide messenger RNA. RefSeq lists its product as uncharacterized. The transcript has 3 exons. Gene Ontology annotation, molecular function: single-stranded DNA binding. Gene Ontology annotation, cellular component: Shu complex. The record is from RefSeq and is a predicted model, not a curated record. NCBI's taxonomy places the organism in Eukaryota, Metazoa, Arthropoda, Insecta, Hymenoptera, Braconidae. Bases 23 to 706 code for a protein of 227 amino acids. Gene Ontology annotation, biological process: double-strand break repair via homologous recombination.